This is a messenger RNA of Apis dorsata (giant honeybee), 1346 nucleotides long. Its product is annotated as pyridoxal phosphate homeostasis protein. The record is from RefSeq and is a predicted model, not a curated record. Gene Ontology annotation, cellular component: intracellular anatomical structure. Lineage: Eukaryota; Metazoa; Arthropoda; Insecta; Hymenoptera; Apidae. Bases 181 to 927 code for a protein of 248 amino acids. The transcript is spliced from 4 exons. Gene Ontology annotation, molecular function: pyridoxal phosphate binding.
CACAUAUAUUUAUUAACCCAAUAUAGGGAUUUUAUUCGUAUAUUAUUGAUAUCUAUAUUACGUUACGAAAUUAAGUGAAUGGAAAUAAACAAAUCAAAUUGUGUGAUAUAUAAUACAAUAAAUCAUUUCAAUUAAUCUAUAGUGAUAAAAAUGUUGAUAAGGAAUUAAAAAAUAAUAAAAAUGGCAGAAUUAAUAACGAAUUUAAAAGUGGUAAAAAAUAAAAUUACUAUUGCUUCUGCUAAAAGAUUACCAGAGUAUAAAUAUUUUGAACCACGUUUGGUAGCUGUAAGUAAAUUAAAACCAGUUGAAUUAAUUGUUGAUGCUUAUAAAGCUGGUCAAAGACAUUUUGGAGAAAAUUAUAUUAAUGAAUUAUUAGAAAAAGGAAACGAUCCAAUUAUUUUGGAAACAUGUACAAAUAUACAUUGGCAUUUUAUUGGUCAUCUUCAACGAAAUAAAGUAAAUAAGUUAUUGAGUGUUCCCAAUUUAUAUAUAAUUGAAACAAUAGAUAGUGAAAAACUUGCAUCAGCAGUAAAUACUUCUUGGAUUAAUUAUAGGAAAGAUGAAAAUUUAAAAUUAAAAGUGAUGGUACAAGUUAAUACUAGUAAAGAGCAAGAAAAGAAUGGUUGUGAAAUUACAAAUGUUUGUCCUCUUGUUCAGCAUAUUAUUGCUAAUUGUAAGAAUUUAGAAUUUAUAGGUCUUAUGACAAUAGGUAUGUUUGGAUAUGAUUGCAGUAAAGAACCAAAUCCUGAUUUUUUAUGUUUAAAAGAAUGCAGAGAAAAUGUUUCAAAAGAAUUAAAUAUUGAUUUAAAACAAAUUGAAUUAUCAAUGGGAAUGUCAAAUGAUUAUGAACAUGCGGUGGAAUUAGGAAGUACCAAUGUUAGAGUUGGUACUGCCAUAUUUGGAGAAAGACCAAAAAAGAAUAUUUAAUGAAAUUAUAUUUUCAUUGUAUAUUAUGACGUAUAGAAAUACAAAAAUAUACAUAAAAUAUGUCUUAAUAAAUAGAAAGCUUUCUAUAGUGAUAGAGGAUGAGGAAAGACAAAUAUGUAUUUCUAUAUUCAUUUUAUUUCCAAUCAUGAGACUAUGUGACUGCUCAUACGAUUAUAUGCAUGUUUAUUCAAAAUUAUCAAGAAAUCGAAAUUGUUAUCUCAAAAUUGACAAAAAAAAAAAAAUGCGUUUGAUUGCAAUGGAAGUAUAGUCGUUAUUUUAUUAUCACGACUUUCUACGUGAAAAUCUUAAUAUUUUCGAUGACGCUAAAUUCAAAUCAAUAAUAUCUCUGUGCUAAACUAUUCAAGAAUUAUUCGCAGAUGAGAUAUAGAAUAGAUCUAACAUUUAAUAAUGUUUUGUGU